CAAACCAGUAGCAUUCAUUCCUGGUUGCAAUAUUGAAUACACUAUCCUAGAGGAAAAUAUUUUUAUUUUGUUCUUAGUAUUGUUAUUACUAUUAUUAUUUAAUUAUACGUACUUAAAUAUAGUACUUGACCGGACAUGGAUUCUCUAGCACAAUGUUCAGAGACAACACAAAAUUCCAUGGUCAUCAUAUAUUUUGCGGUCGUCCCUUUGUUGUUGUUUCUGCUUUUGAGGUUUCGCCGGAAACCCUAUCCUCCGGGCCCGAAAGGUUGGCCGUUGAUCGGAUACAUGAACUUGAUGGAUCACUACUCUCACCGUGGCUUAGCCAAGCUGGCGGAGGAAUACGGCGGCUUGGUGCACUCACGGAUGGGCUCGCUCCACAUGGUUGUGGUGUCUGGCCCGGAUGAAGCUCGUCAAGUUCUCCAAGUACACGAUAACGUCUUCUCGAACCGGCCCGCAACCAUCGCCAUUAGCUACUUGACGUAUGAUCGGGCCGACAUGGCCUUCGCUCACUACGGGCCCUUUUGGCGCAAAAUGCGGAAGGUGUGCGUUAUGAAGCUAUUUAGUCGCAGGCGAAUCGAGUCCUGGGACUCGGUUCGUGAAGAGGUUGAUCAAAUUAUCCGAAUUGUGGCCAUGAGCACUGGUUCGCCCGUGAAUAUAGGCGAACUGGUGUUUGGGCUCACUAAGGAUGUCAUAUAUCGGGCCGCGUUCGGGUCCCGAUCGAAAGAAGGACAAGAUGAUUUCAUUUGCAUUCUUCAAGAAUUCUCUAAACUCUUUGGUGCAUUCAAUGUGUCCGAUUUUUUCCCUUGGCUCAAGUGGGCCGACAUGCAGCGGCUAAACCCUCGGCUCGCUAAGGCUAGGGCGAUGCUCGACCGUUUCAUCGAUACGGUCAUCGACGAGCACAUUCAUAAGAGAAAAUGUCCUGAAGAAGAAGUUUCCGGUGACGAGUCCGGCAGCGAUAUGGUGGAUGAGCUAUUGGCAUUUUACAGUGAGGAAGGGAAAGUGAAUGAAUCAGAAGAUAUUCAAAUGAAUGCCAUUAAGCUCACAAGGGAUAAUAUCAAAGCCAUCAUAAUGGAUGUGAUGUUCGGAGGCACGGAAACCGUGGCAUCGGCAAUCGAGUGGGCCAUGGCGGAGCUGAUGAAAACGCCGGAGAAUCUCAAGAGGGUUCAAGAAGAGCUCGCCGCCGUCGUUGGCUUCGACCGGAAAGUGGAAGAAGGCGACUUGGGAAAACUGACAUACUUGAAAUGCUGCAUAAAGGAGACUCUCCGGCUGCACCCGCCGAUCCCCCUCCUCCUCCACGAGACGGCGGAGGCGUGUGAAGUCAACGGCUACUACAUCCCGGCGAAGUCACGAGUCGUGAUCAAUGCAUGGGCCAUCGCACGUGACAAGAAUUCGUGGCCCGACCCGCACAGCUUCAAGCCCGAGCGGUUCCUCAAAGAGGGGGCCCCGGACUUCAAAGGGAGCAACUUCGAGUUCAUACCGUUCGGGUCGGGCCGGCGGUCCUGCCCGGGAAUGCAACUGGGCCUGUAUGCUUUGGAGAUGGCGGUGGCCCAACUUCUUCACUGCUUUAGGUGGGAAUUGGCGGAUGGGAUGAAGGCGAGUGAGCUGAAUAUGGAGGACGUGUUUGGACUCACUGCGCCCUUAGCGGUUCGACUCAGAGCGGUUCCUACCCCACGUCUCAACUGCACAUUAAUAUGACACUCCCUAUAAAAAAUGCCCAAGUUAUUAUUAUACUACGUAAUUAUUAUUAUUAUUAUUAUUAUUAUUAUUAUUAUUAUUAUUAUUAUUAUUAUUAUUAUUAUAUAAUGAAUCAAUGAGACUAUAAUUAUAAAAAAGACAGUGGUUACGUUAUUUUGAACGUUAUUAGGACGGACUACAAAGUCAAACAAAGUGAGUAUGACUAUAAUUAUACAUCUAUAUAUCACCCCAUGUGGCCAUGUCUAUAA
This is a messenger RNA of Cuscuta europaea, 1943 nucleotides long. The record is from the annotation of a GenBank genome assembly. Lineage: Eukaryota; Viridiplantae; Streptophyta; Magnoliopsida; Solanales; Convolvulaceae.